ACCCCAAGUGAUCGUAGCUAAGCUGCGAGCACUGUGAUCGGCUUCUUUGCCACGGAAUCUGCUUGGUUGCCUCCGGACCACAAUGCCGCCCGGCUUGCGGCUGAAGGCCUUUCCGUCCUCCGCCAUAAAAUCCACUUCAUUCCGUAUCGGAGCCGGGACAUCGGCCGGUCAUGUCUUCGUCAACCGAUGGUCAUCCACUUACACCACUCCGACGUCAGAACUACCUUCACUUAAGCUUCUCGUUCAUCGGCACCUCACAGGAUCGGGUCCUGGUGCCUUCGUCCCCUAUGAUACUGCCAACAAUGAUCAGGAAGAACUCCGUUCUUUGUUUCUCGAGUGGAAGAGUUUGAGCGAGGAACAACAACUCAGGGGCCACAUACCCCGUCCUCAUCUUCUUUCUUUUGAACCUACACCAACUCUGACGCUUGGGCGUCGGCAGCGUCCCCUCACUGCCGAGCAAACCUCCCAUUUCAAGUCUCCCCUCUAUGUUGCUCUUCCUCGUCGGCGUAACCCUGUCCAUGAGCAGAGCUUCAUUCCCGAGGUCAAACAGACAAGCCGUGGUGGUUUGACAACAUACCAUGGUCCUGGUCAGCUUGUCUUGUGGCCUGUGCUAGACAUGCACUCUCCACUAUAUGCACAUUACUCAGUCAUGUCGUAUGCGAGCCAUCUCGAAGCGACUACACGUCGUCUACUGGCAAAUUUGUUCGGUUUGGAAACUUACACAACCCGAGAUGAACCUGGGGUUUGGGUUCGUACACCCACCGGUCAACCAGAACGUAAAAUUGCAGCAAUUGGAGUUCAUCAUCGGAGACACGUCACAGCUCUUGGUAUUGCUGUCAACAUCGACGUCCUGGUAGAUGGUCCCGACGUUGUUAAUCCGUGGGCUCGUUUUGUUCCUUGUGGUCUUGAAGGUAAGCUUGUCACCUCUGUCGCCGCCGAAUUGGCAAUCAAAGGCGGUAUUGCGCGGCUUGGUGGUUGGGAUACAGCCUUACUAGCAGCCGAGUGGGCGAGGUUAUUUGAAGAGGGGAUAGUGGAUGAUACAAAGAGAAGCAUUGAAGGCGAGGGAAGCUCUCAGAUCCGUCGAGCAGCCGCAUGAUACUUGACUCCAGUAAACUUGAUCAAUUCCAGCUUAGACGUUCUAUUGUCAGGCCUUCAUGAAAUAUCCCUGACUACACGAGUAUUGUGUGUCAUUGGAUACUAUAUGUAUUAGGUUUGAACACUCAUGUAGUAUCAAUAUGAAAGUUACCAACUCAAGGGGCUCUUGGCCAGUUGUCCUCUGGUACUUACAAUCGAGCCAACUGUUACUUAUUAUGACAGAUGGAAGAAUAGACCAGGGUC
This is a messenger RNA of Fusarium redolens, 1338 nucleotides long. RefSeq lists its product as uncharacterized. The transcript has a single exon. NCBI's taxonomy places the organism in Eukaryota, Fungi, Ascomycota, Sordariomycetes, Hypocreales, Nectriaceae. The record is from RefSeq and is a predicted model, not a curated record. Gene Ontology annotation, biological process: protein lipoylation. The coding region runs from base 83 to 1096 and encodes 337 amino acids. Gene Ontology annotation, cellular component: mitochondrion.